AAAAAAACAGUUGAGCAUCUUUGUAGUCGUUAAAAUCACAUUUUCGUGAGGUUUCACGUUGAUCCUCAGUCUCAGUUUUUGUAUAAUUUGUAUAUGGUUUUCGUCUCUACAAUAGUCAAGGGCGAUUUUAUCAUUUUUUUUAUGUUUUCAUGCAUAUUUGGUUCUGAUUCAAUUGUAAUUGCGUCUAGAAAAUCAUUUAAUUUGUUCAUUUGUUCAUCAAUGUUUGUCAUAGAAGUUAGUAGGGUGCUACGAUUUCUAACGGACUAGAUCUUUCUGAUUUAUAGUUCCUCAGAUGUUUUUUCUUAUCUUUAAUUAUAAUACAUAUGUUAUUAUCUAAUUUGAUUAUGAUUUCUUGAAGUUUGACUAUUAUUUAUUCAAGAUCUUAAAUUGAUAAUAUUUUUACUAGCUAUUCAAUUAAUUUUAUGCUUAGAAGUAUUCUAUUUGAAUUAAUAUUGUUAUGGAUUUUACUAGAAGUUUUGGAUACCAAAAGAUAAUUAAAAGUACGCCCCUUUUGACAACUUAAGUGGUACUCGAGAACCUAGUCUCCAGCGAUGAUGAAGUCAAUUAAUCAUCGAGUUGACCAAAAAAUUUCCGGGGGCAUUUUAGUAAUUUUUUGGACACUUUUUCGGAAGGACAUUUUCUUUGGAUUUUGAAUGCUACGAAUCAAGGAUUCGGUGUGAGGCUAUCUUUUACCGAUGAUUAAGUCUAUUAAGCACCAAUUUGGGUGUAUUUGUUCUGUGUCAAUUUUUGGCAGAUUCCAAAGUGGUACCAUCAUAGAUUUUGCGCAAUUUUUUGGAAUGGCCGUUUUCGUUGGAUUUUGGAGGCUGGAGAUCGCGGAUUCGGCCUGAGGCUUCCAGUGAUGAUGAAGUCAAUUAAUCACUGAUUUUGGCGAAAUAUUUCGUGGAGCAUUUUCGUAAUUUUCCGCACGCUUUUUCGGGAAGCCAAUUUUUCUUGGAUUUUGAAGGCUACGGAUCAACAAUUCGACGUGAUGCUAUCCUUCACCGAUGAUUAAGUCCAUUAAGCACCAAUUUGUGCAUAUUUGUUUGGGUCAAUUUUUUGCAGAUUCCAAAGGGGUAUCACCACUGAUUUCGUGCGAUUUUUUGGAAUAGCCGUUUUUGUUGGAUUAUGGAGGCUACAGUUCGCGGAUUCGGUCUGAGGCGACCUGGGGCUAGUCUCCAGCGAUGAUGAAGUCAAUUAAUUGCUAUUUGGGCGAAAUUUUCUCGGUGGGCAUUUUCGUAACUUUCCAGGCGCUUUUUCGGAAGGCCAUUUUCCUUGGAUUUUGCCGGCUACGGAUCAAGGAUUCGGUUUGAGGCUAUCCUUCACCGAUGAUUAAGUCCAUCAAGCACCAAUUAGAGCGUAUUUGUUCCGGGUCAAUUUUAGGCAAAUUCCAAAGGGGUACGUACCAUCACAGAUUUCAGGCGAUUUUUUGGAAUGGUCGUUUUUGUUGGAUUUUGGAGGCUACAGAUCGCGGAUUCGGCCUGAGGCGACCUGGGGCUAGUAUCCAGCGAUGAUGAUGUCAAUUAAUCCCCGAUUUUGACAAAAUUUCCCAUUGGGCAUUUUCGUAAUUUUCCUCGCGCUUUUUUCAGAAUGCCAUUUUCCUUGAAUUUUGAAGGCUACGGAUCAAGGAUUUGGCGUGAGACUAUCCUUCACCGAUGAUUAAGUCUAUUAAGCAACAAUUUGGGCGGAUUUGUUCCGGAUCCAUUUUUGGCAUAUUCCAAAGGGGGAUUUUUUAGAAUGACAAUUUUCGUUGGAUUUUGGAGGCUACAGAUCGCGGAUUCGGCCUGAGGUGACCUGGGGCUAGUCUCCAGCAAUGAUGAAGUCAAUCAAUUGCCGAUUUGGACAGAAUUCCCCGUAGGCAUUUUCAUAUUUUCCCGACGCUUUUUUUCGGUAGGUCAUUUUCCUUGGUUUUUACAGGCUACAGAUCAAGGAUUCGGUGUGAGGGUAUCCUUCACCGAUGAUUAAGUUUAUUAAGCAACAAUUUCGGCGAAUUUGUUCCGGCUCAAUUUUUGGCAGAUUCCAAAAGGGUACCAUCUCAUAUUUCAGUCGAUUUUUAGGAAAGGCCGUUUUCGUUGGAUUUUUUGGGCUACAGAUUGCCGAUUCUGCCUCAGGGUAGUCUCCACCGAUGAUGAAGUCAAUUCCUCGCCGAUUUGGGCGAAAUUUUCCUGGGGGUAUUUUCUUAAUUGUAUGCGCGUUUUUUGCGAAAUGCCAGUUUCCUUAGAUUUUGAAGGCUACGGAUCAAGGAUUCGAAGUGAAACUAUCCUUCACCGAUGAUUAAGUCUAUUAAGCAACAAUUUGGGUGGAUUUGUUCCUGAUCAAUUUUUGGAAUAUUCCAAAUGGUUACCAUGACAAAUUUCGGGCGAUUUUUUGGAAUUGUCGUUUUUGUUGGAUUUUGGAGGCUACAGAUCGCGGAUUCUGCCCGAGGCGACCUGGGGCUAGUCUCCAGCGACGAUGAAGUCAAUUAAUCAUCGAUUUGGGCUAAUUUUUUCUGGAGGCAUUUUCAUAAUUUUCCUCGCGUUUUUUUACGAAAGGCCAUUUUCCUUGGAUUUUGAAAGUUACGGAUCAAGGAUUCGGCGUGCGGGUAUCCUUCACCGAUGAUUAAGUCUAUUAAGCAACGAUUUUGGCAGAUUUAGUCCGGGUCAAUUUUUGGCAGAUUCCAAAGGGGUACCAUCACAGAUUUCAGUCGAUUUUUUGAUAAAGCCGUUUUCGUUGGAUUUUGGAGGCAACAGAUCGCCGAUUCUGCCUGAGGCGACCUGGGGCUAGUCUCCAGCGAUGAUGAAGUCAAUUAAUCACCGAUUUGGGCAAAAAAAUUUCGAGGGCCAUUUUCAUUAAAUUCCGUGCGCUUUUUCCGGAAGGCCAUUUUACUUGGAUUUUGAAGGUUACGGAUCAAGGAUUCGGUGUGAGGCUAUCCUUCACCGAUGAUUAAGUCUAUUAAGCACCAAUUUGGGCGUAUUUGUUUCGGGUUAAUUUUUGGCAGAUUUCAAAAGGUUACCAUCACAAAUUUCUGGCGAUUUUUUUGAAUGGUCGUUUUCAUUGGAUUUUGGAGUCUACAGAUCGCGGAUUCGGCAAGGGGCGACCUGGGGCUAUUCCCCAGCGAUGAUGAAGUCAAUUAAUCGCCAAUUUUGGCGAAAUUUUUCUAGGGGGGCAUUUUCAUUAUUUUCCUCGCGUUUUUUUCGAAAUGCCAUUUUCCUUGGAUUGUGAAGGCUACGGAUUGAGAAUUCGGUGUGAGGCUAUCUUUCACCGAUGAUUAAAUCUAUUAAGCAACAAUUUGGGCGGGUUUGUUCCCUAUUAAUUUUUGUCAGAUUCCAAAGAGGUACCAUCACAUAUUUCCGACAAUUUUUUUGGAAUGGCCGUUUUUGUAGGAUUUUGGAGGCUAAAGAUCGCCGAUUCGGCCUGAGGCGACCUGGGGCUAGUCUCCAGAGAUGAUGAAGUCAAUUACUCACCGAUUUAGGCGAAUUUUUCUUGGGGAAUUUUCGUAAUUUUCUGCGCUUUUUUGCAAAAUGACAUUUUCCUUGGAUUUUGAAGGUUACGGAUCAAGGAUUCGACGUGAGAGUAUCCUUCACUGAUGAUUAAGUCUAUUGAUCAACAAUUUGGGCGGAUUUGUUCCGGGUCAAUUUUUGGGAUAUUCCAAAGGGGUCCCAUUACAAAUUUCAAGCAAUUUUUUAGGAAUGUCGUUUUCGUUGGAUUUUGGAGGCUACAGAUCGCGUAUUCGGUCUAAGGCGACCUGGGGCUAGUCUCCAACGAUGAUGAAGUCAAUUAAUUGCCGAUUUGGGCGAAAUUUUUCCGAGGGGCAUUUUUGUAAAUUUUUGCAUGCUUUUUUUGGAAGGCCAUUUUCCUUGGCUUUUGAAGACUACGUAUCAAGGAUUCGGCGUGAGGCUAUUCUUCACUGAUGAUUAAUUCUAUUAAGCAGCGGUUUGAACGUAUUUGUUCCGUGUCAAUUUUUUGGUAGAUUGCAAAGGGUUACCAUCACAAAUUUCGAGCGAUUUUUUGAAAUAGUUGUUUUUCGUUGGACUUUGGAGGCUACAAAUCGCGGAUUAGGCCCGAGGUGACAUGGGCCUAUUCUCCAGCGAUGAUGAAAUCAAUUAAUCGCCGAUUUGGGCGAAAUUUUUCUAGGUGGGCAUUUUCAUUAUUUUCCUCGCGUUUUUUUUUCGAAAUGCCAUUUUUCUUUGAUUUUGAAGCCUACUGAUCGAGGAUUCGGUGUGAGCUAUCUUUCAUCGAUGAUUAAGUCUAUUAAGCAACAAUUUGGACGGAUUUGUUCCGUUUCAAUUUUUGUCAGAUUCCAAAGGGGUACCAUCACAGAUUUCAAGUGAUUUUUUGGAAUGUCGUUUCCGUAGGAUUUUGGAGUCCACAGAUCGCCGAUUCGGUCUGAGGCGACCUGGGGCUAUUCUCCAGCGAUGAUGAAGUCAAUUAAUCGUCGAUUCGGGCGAAAUUUUUUCGAGGGGUAUUUUCAUAAUUUUCCAGGCGCUUUUUUCGGAAGGUCAUUUUCCUUGGAUUAUGAAGGCUACGUAUCAAGGAUUCGGAGUGAGGUUAUCCUUCACCAAUGAUUAAGUCUAUUAAGCACCAAUUUUGGUGUAUUUGUUCCGGGUCAAUUUUUGGCAGAUUCCAAAUGGUUACCAUCACAAUUUCGAGCGAUUUUUUGAAAUUGUCGUUUUCUUUGGAUUUUGGAGGCUACAGAUCACGGAUUUUGCCCUAGGCGACCUGGGAUUAGUCUCCAACGAUGAUGAAAUCAAUUAAUUGCCGAUUUGGACGAAUUUUUUAUGGGAGGGCAUUUUCAUAAUUUUCCUCUCGUUUUUUAUGAAAGGCCAUUUUCCUUGGAUUUUGAAGGCUACUAAUCAAGGAUUCGGAAUGAGACUAUCCUUCACCGAUGAUUAAGUCUAUUAAGCAACAAUUUGGGCGGAUUUGUUCCAGUUCAAUUUUUGGCAUAUUCCAAAGGGGGUACCAUCAUAGUUUUCAAGUGAUUUUUUAGAUAUGCCCGUUUUCAUUGGAUUUUGGAGGCUACAAAUCGCAGAUUCGGCCCGAGGCGACCUGGGGCUAGUCUCCAGCGAUGAUGAAGUCAAUUAAUCGCCGAUUUGGGCAAAUAUUUUUCGAGGGGCAUUUUCAUAAUUUUCCACGCGCUUUUUUCGGAAAGCGAUUUUCCUUGGAUUUUGAAGGCUAUGGAUCAAGGAUUCGGCGUGAGGCUAUCCUUCACCGAUGAUUAAUUCUAUUAAGCAGCGAUUUGGACGUAUUUGUAACGGGUCAGUUUUUGGCAGAUUUCAAAGUGUUACCAUCACAAAUUUCAAGCGAUUUUUUGGAAUGGUCGUUUUCGUUGGAUUUUGUAGGCUACAGAUCGCGGAUUCGGCAUGAAGCGACCUGGGGCUAGUCUCUAGCGAUGAUGAAGUCAGUUAAUCGCUGAUUUGGGCGAAAUAUUUCUUGGUGGUCAUGUUCAAUAUUUUCCUCGCGUUUUUUUUUUUUUGAAAUGCCAUUUUCCUUGGAUUUUGAAGGCUAUGGAUCGAGGAUUCGGCGUGAGGCUAUCUUUCACCGAUGAUUAAGUCUAUUAAGCAACAAUUUGGGCAGAUUUGUUCCCUUUCAAUUUUUGUCAGAUUCCAAAGGAGUAUCAUCACAUAUUUCAGGCGAUUUUUUGGAAUGGCCGUUUUCAUUGGAUUAUGGAAGUUACAGAUCGCGGAUUCGGCCCAAGGCGACCUGGGGCUAGUCUCUAGCUAUGAUGAAGUCAAUUAAUCGCCGAUUUGUGCGAAAUUUUUCUGGGGGGAAUUUUCAAUAUUUUCUUCGCGUUUUUUUCGAGAUGUCAUUUUCCUUGGAUUUUGAAGGCUACGGAUCCAGGAUUCGGCGUGAGGCUAUCAUUCACCGAUGAUUAAGUCUAUUAAGCAACAAUUUGGGCGGAUUUGUUCUGGGUCAAUUUUUGGCACAUUCCAAAGAGGCACCAUCUCAGAUUUCAGGCGAUUUUUUUGAAUGACCGUUUUCAUUGGAUUUUGGAGGCUACAAAUCGCCGAUUCCACCUGAGGCAACCCGGGGCUAGUCUCUAGCGAUGAUGAAGUCGAUUAAUCGCCAAUUUGGGAGAAAUUCUUCCACAGAGCAUUUUCGUAAUUUUUAGAGCGCUUUUUUCAGAAGACAAUUUUUCUUUGGAUUUUGAAGACUACGAAUCAAGAAUUCGACGUAAGGUAAUCCUUCACCGAUAAUUAAGUCUAUUAAGCACCAAUUAUGGUGUAUUUGUUCCUGAUCUCAAUUCUCCUAGUUUGCUUUCACCGGCAGGGAAACACAAGCCGAUGAACAAGAAAAGGAAGGCCGUGAAAGAAAGGCGCCGUGACAGGUUGAGCCGUCUUCCAGAACCCAUCAUCCAUCACAUCUUUUCCUUCCUCGCCACGAGAUCCGCCGUUCAAACCUCGGUGUUGUUACGAUCAUGGAGGUCCGCCUGGAAACACGUCCCUGUUCUGGACUUCAGCCAGCACUCCUUCCAGCGUUACUCGAGCUUCCACCGGUACGUGGGGAAUGUUCUGUCCCUUCGCUAUCCCCUCAAUCUGCGCAAGGUGAAGUUUGCAGACGGUGAGCGGAGGUCCGAUGGCAGGGACGAUUCUCUGGUGAUUAGGGUAAUCCAAUACGCCUUGUCCCACGCUGCUCGGCAUCUGGUGAUUGACAAUGCAGAUGACGUUAUAUCCCCUGACAUUUACAGGUUCUCAGAUUUGUUUGGCUCGACCACCUCCUCCUCGAAUUGCAAUCUCGAAACCCUAGAAUUGGAAGGUUUUGAGAUUGAUAGCGGGUUUGGGUCUCCUGGGUUUCGGAUGCUGACUAGUUUAGAUUUGUGGACUUGUCUGGUGGCUUGCGGUGAAGAAGAGGUUCUUGAACCUUUCUCUAACUUUCCUUGUCUCAAGCAUUUGAGCCUCCGUGAUUUGCUCGGCGAUUUCCUCUUCCCUGAGAUUAAUGAUCAUCCCGGUCAUAUGAAAAUAUAUGGACUCGAGUUGGUUAGUCUGAAACUGCACACUGUGAAGUUUUACCGCAUCGAAAUAGAUGCCCCGAAGCUCGAAUUCUUCGGUAUCUGGGAUGACGUUGAAUGGUUGUAUUACUCCAAUUUGAUCCUUCCUUCUCUUGAUCAUGUCGAUAUCGGUCUCCAUGGGAAAUUGCGUUUCGACGAGGAGGACAAGGAAUGUGUAGCGCUGUAGUUGAUCAACCUGUUCCGUGGUUUGCAGAACGCGAAAUCUCUGAAGCUGUAUAGUGACACCACCAUUCCGGUAACAACCCUUGUGACUGCUUCUUGCAUACAUAAAAAUGAUGAUAUGUUUCCUUUCUCCAGAUACCAUUUUUCAAAGUUUUGUUCUUUCUGUAGGUGCUGAGUACGUUUAGUGGGAUUUUGGGAAAUGAGCAGUCUCCUUUCUUGAGAUUGGAGUCUUUGAUUCUGGAUUCUAGGAUUGAGAUUGUGCCUUACAAACUCAUCAAUUAUUUUGUCAAAGGAUCUUCCUGUGCAAGUCCGACUAUUCGUUAUAUAUCUACUCCUAGCUAGCUAGCUAGCUAGUAGUUUGACCACUUCUGCAAAGUUUCUGAUGAUGAUGAUAUAUAAUGCUGUGGGUUGCUGGUUUUCUUCCAUUAAGAUCAUUUAGGAACAAAGUUGUACCUAUUGGUUCUCAUUGCCUAAACUUGUUUUUGCAGUAGUUCGUUAGGUCGAAGCCAUUAGUUAGACAGUUAGACUUGGUUCUUCCUGGGUUGGAAGCCAUUAGUUCAUAUAGCAAGUCUGAGCAGAGCAAUUUCUACAGUGUAACAAGGACGUUUACUGUUCUUUCAGGAUUCGAAACAAAUUCAGAUGUUCAUG
Messenger RNA from Linum trigynum, 7792 nucleotides. NCBI's taxonomy places the organism in Eukaryota, Viridiplantae, Streptophyta, Magnoliopsida, Malpighiales, Linaceae. The record is from the annotation of a GenBank genome assembly.